This is a messenger RNA of Glycine soja, 1651 nucleotides long. Its product is annotated as spore wall protein 2-like. The coding region runs from base 80 to 1474 and encodes 464 amino acids. Gene Ontology annotation, cellular component: cytoplasm. The record is from RefSeq and is a predicted model, not a curated record. Lineage: Eukaryota; Viridiplantae; Streptophyta; Magnoliopsida; Fabales; Fabaceae. The transcript has a single exon.
AUUAGUUAUACUUGGACUUCUUACUUACCACUCAUUCCAAUUCCAAUCCCUCUUCUCAUCACCAUUCUCCCCACUGCUAAUGAAUCUCUUCAAAUCCGUUUUCUCAGAUGACCCGGACCCUCCAAGACCCGAAUCCGGAUCCAACAAUGCACCGCGAGACAAAUCCCGGGAUCCCGAUUCCCCGCCCCGAUCCAGCGCCAUCGAUUCCGCCGCCGCCGGAGUAGGCGGCGACGGUUGGAACUUCGGCGGCCUCAUCAAGACCCUGACAACGAAAUCGGAAUCCAUAAUCGAGACCUACCGUCGCGAUCUGCAGGAAUUCGGCACCGGUUUGAAGAAAGAGAUCGAGGUAGCGCAGGGUUCUCUUGGGACCGUGGGCCACGUCAUCGACGAGUUCGGAAACACCGUCGUGAAAGGAACGGCUCAGAUCAUAUCUCAAGGUAAGGACGCAAUCCUCGCCGUCGAUCUCGAUUCCGAUUCCGAUAAUAACAGCAGCAAUAUGAAGAGCCUUGAUUCGGCUCGGUACAGUAGGUUCAACGCUCACGUUCGUGCCAUUCAGGGUGACGUUAGCACUUACUCCGAGGAGCCCGAAGAUUUGAAUGAGUUCAAUGAGUGGAAAUUAGGGUUUUCGUUGGAGGGGAAGGGUGAGGAAAUGGAGGGGCUUUUUAGAGAGAAUGAUGCUAUGGAGAGUGUUUACAAAAAGGUUGUUCCAAACACCGUUGAUAAUGAAACUUUCUGGUAUAGGUAUUAUUAUAAGGUCUAUAAGCUCAAGAAAGCUGAAGAUGUUAGGGCUAGGUUUGUGAGUGGAAUAUCUGGGGAAGAUGAGGAUUUGAGUUGGGAUGUUGAAGAUGAUGAUGAUAAGGAUGGUGAUGGUAAAAAUAGAGGUGAAGUUAAACCUGUGGUUAUGAAUAAAGAGGUUGGUAGUGAAAAUGUGGAUAAUUCCCGGUUACAUGUUGGUGGCAGUGAAGGGGGAACAAAGAGAUUGGAUGUGGAAGAGGAGUCUAAGGAACAAAAGAAAGACGAUUUACUGCAAAGUGAGGAAGUUGGCAACAAGGUGGAUACUAAGUUUGUUGAAGAAUCACAAGUUGAGAAAUCUGAAUUUGUUGGUGACAAGGGUGGUGUCGAUGAGGCAUCGAAGUCAAAAGCGGAUGAUGAUGGUUUGAGCAAGAAUGAUUUGGCGGGUGAAUCUGAUGAGAAGGUGGUAAAGGAAAGGGAGGGUGGUGAUGAGAAAACUUCCAGUAAAAGAAACGAGUCUUCGGUGGUUGAAAUUCAGCAUUCGGCAAACGAGCAGGAGGAGGAGGACCUUGGGUGGGAUGACAUUGAGGAUCUUAGUAGUAUUGAUGAGAAGAAAACAACGCAGCAGAGUGGUGGUGGCGCAAGCAAAGUUGAUUUGCGGAAGCGGCUUAGCUCUACGGAACAAGAGGAAGACUUGAGUUGGGACAUUGAAGAUGAUGAUGAUGAGCCUGCUAAGGCUUGAAAUGUUUGAUGCUUUCUGUUCUGAUUUCUCAAUGGAAGUGUAUGGUGUAAGUGUCAUUUUCACGCAAAGAAAUUUGUCAGUGUUUUUAUAUUUUCAGAAACUGUUUCUAUGUUAUUGUUUCUAAAAGUCUGCCUCUGCCUUUUAUUUUCAUUACCAGUAAUAUAUUCCUUUAAGAAA